This is a messenger RNA of Nerophis lumbriciformis (worm pipefish), 5058 nucleotides long. RefSeq names its product SON DNA and RNA binding protein a (gene sona). Gene Ontology annotation, molecular function: RNA binding. The record is from RefSeq and is a predicted model, not a curated record. NCBI's taxonomy places the organism in Eukaryota, Metazoa, Chordata, Actinopteri, Syngnathiformes, Syngnathidae. Gene Ontology annotation, biological process: regulation of cell cycle; regulation of mRNA splicing, via spliceosome.
ACUGCAUUGUGGGAUACCUUCCUAUCAUGGCGGAAGAGCGAGCUGGCUAACGUUGUCUGUACUCAUCGCGAUUGUUUGGUUUCGCACGUUUUUAGGAAUCACGACAGCGGCGACUUGGCUUUUUCCACUCCAAAACUACGGACUCUGGACCUAAACUGGUGUUGAAGGAGUAAUACCGGUUUCCAAAAAAGCGCCUGCAACCGAUCAAAUGGAGUGUGCAGUUGAUGUUCCAGCUGGUGAGGACGAGACAACAGAGAAAGACGACGUAAAUUCCAAGGAAACGACUGAACCACCCCACAAGAAAAACAAGAAGCACAAAAAACACAAGAACAAGAAGAAAAAGAAGAAGAGAAAGGGUGAAAAAGAUAGCAGCUCCGAGUCCGGUGCGGAGUCAGAGGCAGAACCAACACCGUCACCAAAACCUGUUCGGACUACCAGAGCCAGUGCAAGGCUGGCAGCUGUGACAAAAACUGGAGAUCAUGUUGGGCUGAAGGAAGACAAAACAGAUUGUGUGGACAAGGAGGGAGAUACAAAAUCUAAAAAACACAAACGACAUGCUGCCAAGAAGAAGAAAAAGAAGAAGAAGAAGGAUGAAAAAAAAUCCCAGUCUCGCUCCUCGUCUGAUAGCAGCUCAGGCUCAGGGUCUGAGUCUGAAAUGGAGGCACGUGCAGCAACAGGUGAUAGCAAAACCUCCCUGGCUGUAGCACCUGGCAGGCAUGAGCCAGUGACCAGAAUGUCAACAAGAAACAAACGAGGUGAGGAGAAAGAAGUUCUAAACCUCAUGCCGAAUCCUGAACCACCUCAAGUGAAAAAUGAGGGCAUUGACGAUGUGGCUGUUUCCCCUAAAGUAGAGAAGACCGCAAACGAUAGUCACACCAAUGGAACAGAAAACGUUAUCAAACCGCCAUUGCCUUGUCAGGAUGAGAUAACACAGACAGCAACAAUUCAGGUAAAGGAAGAAGCCUGUAUAGGUGAUGGUAUUUUCAGCCAUGAACUUCCUGAUAUUAUUCCCAAACAGGAAGGUAAUACACCCAAAGAUGAGCCAAUACCGAAAGAGGAUUCAAAUGUAAUGCAGCCAGCAACAUUAAAAGAAUCAGAUACACCAAGUUCAGAAUCUCCCAUGUCAGUAGCGGGCCCGGACAUUAAGCGGUCUGGAUCACAACAUAGUCGGUCACCAUCACCAACUCUUCCUAAGCAAAAUAAUGAUGGUCAAGCUGCAGCGACAACAGAAGAACCACCUGGAAAUGAUUCAAGAUCAGCCUCAAAGGACAAGAAAUCUCCUACGCCUCUAAAAAAUCGUCAUUUGUCUCGCUCUGUCUCUCGGUCUCAGUCUCCUAAACCAAGGAAGAAGUCUGUCUCCCCAUCCUCCAAGUCUCCUAAGAAAGCUAGACAUCAAUCACGGUCUAGCUCUCGUUCCCUGACCCCCAAGAAGAAGGCAUUAAAGUCACCAAGGAAAUCAAAGUCUCCAAGACGUCAAAGGAGCUCCUUGUCUGUUUCCCCAAAGCGACAUAGAAGUCCUCUGUCUCCAAAAAGAAGAGUCUCGAGAUCACCAAAGCGUAGCGGGCGCAGGUCUCGUUCUAGAUCUCGAUCUACAAAGCGAAGCCGGAAGAGGUCGGGGUCCCGAUCACGAGGAGGCUUGAGGCGCUCCAGAACCCGCUCGCCCAGACGUAGCGGUGCAGGCAGUAGGCGCUCACGGUCACGCUCCGUUAUCAAAGCUCGUCGCUCCAGAUCGAGACGCCCUUACCGCCGCUCCAGGUCGCGUUCCUUGGCUAAACGUGUUGGUGGCAGACGCUCAAGUCGAUCUUUGUCGCGACAUAGGAGGUCACCACCUCCAAGAUCCCGUCGCUCACGCUCCCGAUCUGCCCGCAGGAGCAGGCGGUCUCGAUCACGUACUCCUAUAACCUACAAACGUCAUCGCCGCUCGAGAUCAAGGAGCCUCCGUAAGCGGACCAAAUCCCGAACCCCUACAUCUCGCUGGCGCUCCAAAUCCAGGUCCCCGAUUAGACGGCGCUCUCGGUCCCCAGCUAGGAGAAAGCGGUCUCCACCACCAAGGUCUAGCAAACGCUCAAAAUCCCGCUCAUUGCCUAGAAGGCACCGCUCAAAGACGCGUUCACCACUACCGAGCCGAAAGAGGUCCAAGUCUCCAAGGAUCAUCAGCAGAAGGUCCAAGUCAAAAUCUGUCUCUGUUGGCUUGCACAGAUCCAAGUCCAGGUCCCGGUCUGAGUCAAGCGAUAGGCCGUCUGAUAGCUCGUCCCCUGCCAGAUCCACUUCAUCCCUUCCCAUUGAGGAGAAGACAUCCUCUUCUCCCCAGGCAGAGCCACAACCAACCCAAGAACUGACGGCUGCAGAAGAUGAAGUGGUUUAUCCAGCAGUUACUACAGGUGGUUGGAAACCUGUGACCUCAUUCGGUCCUCCCAGUCCCCUUGCUACUAUCUCUAUGGAUGAGUCCCAGGAGCCACCUGAGGACCCUGUGGCCGUCCCUGAACAAGAACAGAACGAAGAGGAGGCGACAAGCUUAUCCCACGAACAAGACGUCUCUGGCUCUGGCUCUCAGGAGCCUGACCCUGAGCCAGAUGUGUCUGAUGGUUCUGAAAGGUCAGGCGAAGAGAGAGAUUCUUCCUUGCCUGUUGAAACAGAAUCCAAAUUCCAGAGAUGUUCCUCUGGUUCACCGUCUCCUACAAGGCAGAACAAAGAGCUCUCACGUUCACCUACAAAUAUAAGAGAACCUUCUCGGUCAGCUUCGCCCCGAAAAAGGUCCAAGUCACCAGUCAGAAAAAGAGAAUCUGUCUCUCCGCUAGAAAAGAAGAAGCGUCGCUCAAAAUCGCGGAGUCCUGGUCGGCGCAGAAAAUCUAGCCCUUCUCGUUCCAGCACCCGACGCAAGCGAUCCCGUUCCAAGUCUCGAACCAGGGCACGCCGAUCCAAGUCUCGCUCUCAAAUCCGCAAGAAGCGAUCCCGCUCACCCAACGCCAGAGUGAGGAAAAGAUCCAAGUCCACUGACAGGAACAAAAGAUCGCGGAGCCGCUCAGCAGCCCGCAAGAAAAGGUCUAGGUCAGGCGACAGGGGUAGGAGGUCCAGGUCUCGCUCAUCUGAGCGAAGACGGCGGUCGAGGUCGAGAGGGCGAGGGAGACGUCCAGUUACAGUGUUUCGCAGUCGCUCCUUUGAUAGACGAGACAGGUGGAAGAGGGAACCAAGUCAUUCUCCAGUUCUGAUUUUACGUAAACAGCGCCGUUCAGGAUCCCGGACACGGCGUAGCACUAGCAAGACUCCUCCACGGCUUACGGAACUUGAUAAGGACCAGUUGUUGGAGAUAGCCAAGGCCAAUGCGGCUGCCAUGUGUGCCAAAGCCGGGGUGCCAAUUCCUGAGAGUCUCCGGCCAAAAGCCAUCCUUCAGCUUCCCUUGCCGACCCCGUCACCCACCCCGCUAUCACUUCCUCUACCCUUACCCCUCCCCAUGGGCAUGGGGAUGCCAAAUAUGGGCAAUUUAGGUCCAAUGGGGUUGCCCACUAUUCCAGGGAUGCCCAACAUGUCCAACAUCACCAUGAGUGCGGCCAUGGCAAGCAUGACUGCGGCCACUAUGACGGCCGCCUUGACCAACAUGGGUGCUUUGGCGGCCAUGCCUCCCAUGACCCCACUUCCCACUAUCACCAACAAACCUCCUCCGUGUCUUCUGCCGCCAACCCCAUCCCUGAACCUGGACCACAUCGAGGAAGUGAAAAGAAAGGUCACUCAGCAAGCUAACAUCCAUACCAUAAAGGAGCUGACAGAGAAAUGUAAGAUGAUUGCAAACAGUAAGGAGGAGAUGGCUAUUGCUAAACCGCACCUCUCAGAUGACGAAUAUUAAAGUUUUCAAGCAGUCAAGGCUCUUUCACUGACUAAAGGUUAAACAAACUUUGUGACUUUGGGAGCCACUUCACUGACAGGAAAAUACAACAAAAGCCUUUUUCAGGACAAUAUGCCCGCUGUAGUUCCCUUUUGUUGGAGGUCAGGUGACGUGUCUGAGCCUCACACAAAGUACAAUAGAAGAGCAUCUUAGUUGGUUGGCCUAGCACCAUCCUUUCCUCCCCACUCUGCUCUCCAUAGUUUGUGCGAGUGGGUCGCACCACUGAAGAAACUGAACACAUCGACCUGUGUAUGACUAUAGCGUGAAUGUGAGUGUGUGUAAAUAUAGUGAUUUUCACCGACAUCCCCUCAAGUGUUGCUGCUUAAUUCAAGCAGUCACUGUUGUAAAGACUGAAACCAAACGUAAUAGUUGUGCAACGUUUGUUUUUGUAAAAGAUUUGUCUAAAUUGGUUUUACUUUUAAUGCUUUCUUUCUUUAAGUGUACACUGCUUCCUUGUUCUGCUGUAUUUCCUCUUUAAUCUUUUGUCCUCCCCCUUGUUUUGUUUUUUUAGCAGAUUAAGUUUCUGUCAAUUAAUUGACACAAGCUUGGAUAAAGUUGCAAAAGGAAACCUCAUGUUGUGAAAUCUGAGGUAUUUGGAACGAUGUGGCAGCAAAACCAGAGAGGAGCACACACAAAACAUGACAAAUUCAAUUAGUUCUGCCCUGGUUGUGAUUAUCGUUCUUUUAACGCGGCAGCUAAAUUUAACAGGGAGAUGCAGGGUGAGAGGAAAUAAUUCAUCAUUUUACAUAAUGUAGGACUACUUAUUUGGAGGGAUGCUAUGAACAGCUUGAAACAUCCCUAAGUCAGAAUAUUGUUAGUGUAUCAGACAAUCACCUUCUGUGUUUGGAGAGUCAUUGUUGCUUAUUUGCUUAUCUGCAUAAUUUCAACUACAAUAUGAUGGUUUCGGUCAUUUCCAUUUGCUGUAGUGGGUAUCGGAGCCAUCCACUCGCAACCAGGGCUAUCUUAACCGGAUGGUAAUGUGAAGGGUUUUCUCAGCACAUAACUAAACUGCUCCUCCAUCGUCUUUGAAUGCCUUUGAGGUGAUUUUAUAGCGUGGGGGAAAAAACAAGAAAAUGGCAUUUUAUUAUUUACAUUUUGUUUUGGUCAUUUAAAUAAGACAUUGCUUGCUCUGUAUAUAAAUGUGUUGAUGAUUAUUAAAAACCUCAAUGAUCUGUUCA